Messenger RNA from Sphaeramia orbicularis (orbiculate cardinalfish), 2523 nucleotides. It is a transcript of the gene st8sia5, whose product is annotated as ST8 alpha-N-acetyl-neuraminide alpha-2,8-sialyltransferase 5. Bases 652 to 2061 code for a protein of 469 amino acids. Gene Ontology annotation, molecular function: alpha-N-acetylneuraminate alpha-2,8-sialyltransferase activity. The record is from RefSeq and is a predicted model, not a curated record. The transcript is spliced from 9 exons. Gene Ontology annotation, biological process: oligosaccharide metabolic process; N-glycan processing. NCBI's taxonomy places the organism in Eukaryota, Metazoa, Chordata, Actinopteri, Kurtiformes, Apogonidae.
AAUGGAGCCACCCCCCCGGCGGAGAAAAGGCACAUCCUCCUCUCUUUAUAUUUCAGUCACGCAGCUUUGCUCAGAUUUGAGAUGAAGCAUGAAGGAUGUGUGUGCUGUUUUUUUCUCUCUCUCUCUCCGGUCGCAGCUCAUAUCGAUAACGUAAUUCACAAGAAAGAAAACGCGCUCGGCAUCGACAUCGACGCGCCUGCUUUUCUUUCUGUAGCAUUUCGGGAUUUUCUUAUGUCCCAUUAGACAAACAUCCUCCUGGGCGCGUUAUUUUGCAUAAAUCUACAUUAUCUGACUCCGUCCGAGCGACCUCUUCAUCAUCACCAUCAUCAUCACCAUCAUCGAGGCGCAAACUGAUUUCAUCCCCGGACAUUUGAUGUUUUUCCACUUUUUUUGUUUUUUUAUUUUUUAUUUUUUUGCAGAAAUCAGCGGUUAUUAGUUUGAAUUUCGGCAGAAUUAAACACGGGCCUAAUGAUUUGCAAUUGAGAUUAAAAGUGGAGAUAAAUUGCGAUGGUCCUGUCAUCCAGCCCCAGUGAUGCUGUGGUCUGAGGGCAGUCCAGUCUGGGUUCCGUCCAGUGGGUCUGAGAUACCUGCACCCCCGGUCCUGAAUGCAGCGGAGACAGACACCUAACUGGGUGUCACCCAAAGCCCUGGAUGCUGCGCCGAAGAAUGGGAUACACCGACCCAUCGUCGGGUAAAGACAUACUCGGCAAUAGGUCUCUUUGUUUCAUAUUUAUAUGCGCAUUUGGACUCGUCACACUAUUACAACAGAUCCUCUAUGGAAAAAACUACAUUAAGAGUGCGCAACAGUUUAGCCGACUCAAAGGGGACGAGACAGGAAAUUGGACGGGUCCCGUUAAUUUCUCGGAUGACGGAUCUCUGAAGCCGGCCAGAAAUGGAAGGAAAAGAUGUUUCCGUCAGAAUUUUCAGCCAGAUUCACAGAUCUCCGUAAUAGUCACACCCUGCCUAGCCGAUAUUAAGAAGAAAAAAAAAAGGUAUCUGGAAAACUAUGAUGGCUCCUAUGAAUACAACUCUACUGCAUGCAGGGAGCUCAGACAGGAGAUUAUGGAUGUCAAAGUCCUGACAAUAAACAUGGUUAAUCGGAAAAAACAUGGCCAUGGGUAUCCUUCCUCAUUCCACAAGUCUCUCUGCCUGUCUGCCAGGGUGAAAACCUCAGAGCUGUUUGAGAGAUGGCGAAACCUGCAGGUGUGUAGGUGGGAGCAGAGCAAGGAGGAGACCAGCAACUUCAAGAUGUCUCUGUCCCGCUGCUGUAAUGCUCCUGCCUUUCUGUUCACCACCAAGAGAAACACUCCUGCAGGGACCAAGCUAAGGUAUGAGGUGGACACCAGUGGCAUCCUUCCCAUCACCACCGAAGUCUUCAAGAUGUUCCCAGAUGAUAUGCCUUAUUCCAAAUCACAGUACAAGAAAUGUGCUGUCAUUGGAAAUGGUGGCAUCAUCAAAAACAGCAAAUGUGGAAAGGAAAUCGACUCAGCAGAUUUUGUGUUUAGAUGCAAUAUACCACCCAUUAAUGAGAAAUACUCCACUGAUGUUGGAACUAAAACAGAUCUGGUGACAAUAAAUCCCAGUAUUAUUACUGAGAGGUUCCAAAAGCUGGAGAAAUGGCGGCGUCCAUUUUACGAAGUCCUGCAGAAUUACGAGAACUCUUCAGUUGUUCUUCCUGCUUUCUACAACACCCGUAACACUGACGUAUCUUUCCGAGUCAAAUACAUGCUGGACGACUUUGACUCCCAAAGAGGCGUGUUUUUCUUCCACCCGCAGUACCUUCUCAACGUACAGCGUUUCUGGGCGGUGCAGGGCGUCCGCGCCAAAAGGCUCAGUAGCGGCCUGAUGCUCGUGACCGCUGCCUUAGAAAUGUGUGAAGAAGUCCACCUCUAUGGAUUCUGGGCGUUUCCCAUGAAUCCUUCCGGCAUCUUCAUCACUCACCACUACUACGACAAUGUCAAGCCACGACCGGGCUUCCAUGCAAUGCCCCAUGAAAUUUUCAAUUUUAUUCACAUGCAUACUCGUGGAAUCAUCAACGUGCAUACAGGGCCAUGCACAUGAUCCCUUUCCUUCAAUGUAACACACCGAUUUUAGAGUUUACUUUGUUUUUAUUUAGAGCAGGUUGUUUUUAUCCCAGAUAUGGCUCAGUAUUUUAAAGCGUUGACCUUCAGAGAGUACACUCACUUGUUCACGGUACUUCAAACACAUGUCGAAGGUUGCUUGCUUUAAUUGCCAACAUACUUCACUUUUCGACGUGUUUACUUCGCAGUUGAAUUACUAUGGUUAUCUCUGACUCUUUGAUCAUAGGAUGCUUACUUUUAAUGUGAGAAGUGGUCCCAUAGUGAUGUUGUUUCUGUGAUGUUUUCUAGUGGCUCUGCUGUACAGAGGUGUUGUUUUCAACUCAACGUUGCACAGAUUACGCUGAAACAGGGCCGCAGUGGGUGUCUUUGUGCUCCUUCAUUUUCCUCUUCAUCUUCUUCUUUCCCUUCUCCUUCUUCCUCUUCUCCUUCUUCUUCUUCCUCU